This is a messenger RNA of Gadus chalcogrammus (walleye pollock), 5601 nucleotides long. RefSeq names its product marker of proliferation Ki-67 (gene mki67). NCBI's taxonomy places the organism in Eukaryota, Metazoa, Chordata, Actinopteri, Gadiformes, Gadidae. Gene Ontology annotation, cellular component: chromosome; nucleus. Gene Ontology annotation, molecular function: protein binding. The transcript has 15 exons. Gene Ontology annotation, biological process: regulation of mitotic nuclear division; regulation of chromosome segregation. The coding region runs from base 203 to 5416 and encodes 1737 amino acids. The record is from RefSeq and is a predicted model, not a curated record.
CAGAGAGAAGUGAAGCGGAGAGGUACAAUAUUAGCGUAGUUAGCCCGCCGUCGGAUUAUCUGCGUUAGAGCAGAUUUAGUUAAAUUAGGAGUUACAUAGUAAAUCUGAUGAAUUUGUGGACUUCAGGUAAUUUUAAUUUUACAGGGCUCGGAUCGAUCUACAUGGACUACGUCGAUUAAAAGGUUUGUCAAGGUAACUCAAAAUGCCAUACGGAAAGAUUGUCGUGAUAAAGAGGGGAGGAGGAGAUGGAACUGAGUUUCCUCUAACCGCACCAUGUCUCUUUGGAAGGAAGCAAGAAUGUGAUAUUCGUAUCCAGCUGCCUCAUGUAUCUAAAGAACACUGUCGGGUGGAACUGAAUGAAAAUAAAGAGGUGAUCCUCACUAACAUGAGUUCGGUGAACCCGACUCGUGUGAACGGGGAAGAGCUGCAGCAGGCGGAACGUCUGAAGCAUGGUGACGUAAUCACAAUUAUUGACCGUUGUUUCAGGUUUGAGUCUCCUCCACAACAGACGCCAAAGAAAUCUUCGGUCUCUGGCAAAGCAGAUACUCAGGUUCUGCACGAGCAGUUGAGAACCCCAGGAGUGAACCGGACGUCUGAGAUCUCAACAGGCCCCCGUCUGAAAGAUGGCGCAAACAAUGACAACAUCCAGCGAUCCCUGGAUAAGACCAUGGAGGUGGAGUCCAAGGAUGACAAGACCGACUCCCCCUUCAACGAGCUGUACCAGAUGAUCAAGCAUUCUCUGGUGACUCCACGCAAACCGUCCGGACAGCAGUCCCAGACACCCGCAACCAAGAGCGGCACCCCCAGGUCUCAGCCCGGGCAUAUCACUAAAGUGGUUGUGCAGCCUGCUGCUGCCACACCAGACGUGGUGAGCCUCCCCAGCAGAGAUGAGAUCAAGAGCCAGGUGGUUGCACCUGCAAAGUCCCCGAAGAAGCAGACUCCAAAAACCUCCCUACCCGCUCAGGAGACGCCCAAAAAGACGGGUCUGUCUCUGCCUGCCGAAACCCCCAGCAACCUGGAGGCGAGCGCAGCACCUGAGGAAGAGACCACGCAGGAUGCCAUUGCCGAAGCGACCUGUGCCACACCCACUCGCGCCUCAGUGAAGCCCUCUCCAAGGGUGUCACCUCGCAGUGUUGAGAAGUUGAUCAAGGCCCACAGUUUAAAGAAGGAGCUGGCAGCAAAGACGGCAGCAAGUGAGAUACUGGCAGCAAAGAAAAGGGAAAUGGAAGCUUCAGCCAGCCCAAUGACGAUGAGGAAGCGCGUGUCAUUCGGAGGCCACCUGAGCCCCGAGCUGUUUGACAAACGCCUGCCCCCGAGCUCCCCUCUACAGAAGGGGGCCACCCCGCGACGCAGCCUCAGCGUGGCUCGACCCAAACAGUCGCUCCUCAGACGGGCCUCAGCUAUGGGCUUGGUCAAGGAGUUUGACGAAGUAAAAAGCCAGAAGACCAAGUCUCCAAAGGCCAAGACUCCCUCGCCCGCCAAGAAGUCGCCAAAGGUCAAGGCGGCGUCUCCCAAAGCCCCUUCAUCAGCCAAGAAGUCGCCGAAGGCAAAGUCUGGCCCGCCUUCAAACGACCAGUCUCCCACCGUCAAUGGGCGCUUCUCCGUUUCACGCAUUAACACGCCGUCGCCCAACGCCGAACUGGAGACCGCCACCCCGAAACUGCCCCUGAAGAGGAAGAGCAUCGCUAGGAAGAGCAUCGCUCGGAAGACGCCCAAGACCACCCUGAAGAAUGCGGCCGAGGUUCUGCGCAGAAGAAGUGGAGUUUCAAGGGCAUCUUUGAAGGUUGUGAAUUCCUGGGUGGACAUUGUGAAGUUUGGCCAGGCCAAGCCGGUGGUCGCCCUAUGCAAGGGUCGGGCUGCCCCACAGAAGGUGAAGAAGGCUGUGGUGGCUCUACCCAUGACCCCUGCUAAGAAGUGCCCUCACGGCCAUGUGACCACUGGCCAUGCUGAUUCACCUGUCACUAUUGUCGUCGGCAAAGCCUUCAAUCAACGGGCCGUUCAAGCAGCAGGGGCUGCUCCCAAGCUGGUCCAGAAUAUCGCUCUUCUGAAGAAGAACAUGAAAGUAGAUCAAGACCUGACCGGAAUCGCCGAUAUCUUCACCACCCCAGUCAACGCAAGGAAGAGGAAAUCUGACCUGAUGGCGAAGACCUCCACAGAGACUCCCGCCACAGCGCUCUCUACAUCCGCCGUCGAAAUGUCCGUCAUGAACACGCCAGAGGAGACCGGUGAAAUGGUCGUUUCCCCAAUAGGGGUUGGCUCCACAACAAAGCGCGGCACAUUCAACCGCGAGGCGGUGCAGCGUCUCCUGCAGAGUGAGGAGGGCUCCAGCUUCGUGGAUGACGCCGUGCAGGCCUCCAGCCAAGUGGUCGACACCAAGGAGGCCACCCCCAAGCAGAAGCCCGCCCAGAGGGCCGCGGGGACCCCCAAGCAGAAAGCCGAGCCCAUCGAGGACCUCCGGGGAAACCUCCUGAAGACACCCAAGCAGAAGCCGCAGCAGCCAGACGGUCUCAGCGCCGUGAAGAGGAUCGUGAAGACCCCGAGGCAGAAGUCCGAGCCCAUGGAGGACCUCAGGGGGAAACUGCUGAAGACUCCCAGAGUGCAGAAGGUCACUGGAGAGAUUAAUCUAGAGGGUGUCGAGCAGCUCCUGCAGACCCCUAAACGGAGGGAGGUACCGGUCAGUGCCGUUCCAGAGGUGGUUGUCCAGGAAACUCGGGCCACCCCGGAAGAAACCAUCGCUCCCGUGGUGGAGGUUGAGGAAAAUCUGGCAGCCCCUGUGGAAACCAUCGCUCCCGUUGAAGAGGUGGUGGUUGAGGAAACUCCACUGGCAACCCCUGUGGAAACCAUCGCUCCUGUUGAAGAGACGAUGGUUGAGGAAACUCCACUGGCAACCCCUGUGGAAACCAUCGCUCCCGUUGAAGAGGUGGUGGUUGAGGAAACUCCACUGGCAACCCCUGUAGAAACCAUCGCUCCCGUUGAAGAGGUGGUGGUUGAGGAAACUCCACUGGCAACCCCUGAAGAGUUGGUUGUUGAGGAAACCAUCGCUCCCGUUGUAGAGGUCUUUGUCGAGGAAACCAUCGCUCCCGUUGUAGAGGUUGUUGUGGAGGAAACCAUCGCUCCCGUUGUAGAGGUGGUGGGGGAGGAAACCAUCGCUCCCGUUGUGGAGGUGGUUGUUGAGGACACCAUCGCUCCCGUUGUAGAGGUGGUUGUUGAGGAAACCAUCGCUCCCGUUGUAGAGGUGGUGGGGGAGGAAACCAUCGCUCCCGUUGUGGAGGUGGUUGUUGAGGACACCAUCGCUCCCGUUGUAGAGGUGGUUGUUGAGGAAACCAUCGCGCCCGUUGUGGCGGAGGUGAUUGCGGUAGUUCUGGCAACCCCUGAAGAAACCAUCGCUCCUGUUGUAGAGGUGGUGGUUGAGGAAGCUCUGACAACCCCUGAGGGAAACACUGCUCCCAUCGAAGAGGUGAUGGUUGAAGAAACUCCUGUUGUUGCUGAUAAACCAACUGAGAAUGCUGAGGAUGGACCGGAAGAUGCCAUUGAGGAAGUCGCCCAGGCAGACAUGGCCACCGAACUUGUCUCUUCUGACGCACCAGUUGCCAUGGAAACCGCCCCCAAGGAAGUCGUGCAAGACAGCGCCCUCCCCGCCGCAGCGCCUUUGAGCAAAUCUCUCCGAGGGAAGAAGGUGAAAGCGACCAAACAGGUCACCAACGAGGAUGCUACAGUGGAGGAACUGACCACCCCGGCCAGGGCAAGACCAGGAAGACCAGCGAAGAAAACCCCAGCGCCAUCUCAGGUCGAAGAACAGAUCCCCGCGAAGAGCCGACGUGGCAAGCUGACGGGGAGCCAGGACGUCGAGGCACCGAUCGUCACCAGCCUCGCUGAGGAGGCUCCAGAGGAAGCCCCUCUAAAGCCCAAAAGGGGGAGAAACGCCAAGCCCGCACCUGCUGCUGAUGCCGUACCAGAGAUCGCCACCACUGAAGAGACCGGCCUUCAGGCUCCUGCAGCCGAUGCCGUCAAAUCGGACACCACCGCACUCCCACCUCCAGUCAAGACACCAGCAACCAGGAAGGGAAGGACCCCCAAGAAGGUGGCUGAACAGCCGAUGGCUGUUCCCCAGCCUGAGGAAGAGUCCGUUCCCGCUGUCAAAGUGGCGAAGCCGAGAAGAGGCCGGAAGGCCGCCCAGCAGGAGCCUCAGGUGGGAGUGAUGGAGGAGGAGGAGGAGGUCAGUGAGGGGGCGGCUGACGAUCAGCCCGAAGAGCCGGCCCCUGUCACGGUGAAGGCCAGACGAGGGAGGAAGGCUGCACCAGAACCCGAGGCGGUCGCCGUUGAACAGGUCGCUGCCGAACAACCGACCCAGGCCCCGGUCCGAGCCAAGAGGGGAAGGUCAAUCAAGGCCAAACCAGAAGAGGAGGCGGAGGUAGACAUCCCGGUCCUUCCAGAGGCUGUUGUGAAGCAGCUGCCUGAGAAAUCAAGGAGAUCAAAGAAGACCAAGCAAGAGUCUGUUGAGGAGGAGGAGGAGGCCUCCGAAGAGCUCCAAGUGGUGGAGAGUUCGGCCCCUGAGAAGGUGAAGGCUCCGUCUAAAGCCCGGGGAAGAAAGGCCAAGCAGCAAGAGGAGGCGGAAGAGACCCCUGUGGAGUUGGCUGUUGUCGCUGAGGUGGUCGAAGAACCCACCGCAGCCCCGGCUGAAAAACCCAAGAGAGGAAGGCGGCCAACAAAAGCUGAGGAGCCAGAGACGGUAGUCCCUACUACCACGGAGAAGCCGAAGCGAGGAGGAAGGAGAGCGAAGACCGUUGUUGUCGAGGAGGAAGUCACCGAGCUUCCAGAGGAGACUGUGGAACCUGAGCCGGUUCAAGAGGAGACCACCGAGUCAACCAGCAGCUCCCUGGCCCAACAGCCGGAGAAGGUUAAGGCGACGAGGGGUAAGAGGGCUGCUGUGACGGUCCCAGCCACGGCGGCAGUCAAGAGGGGUCGUCGUGGUGCCGUGGAGCCCCCCCAGGAGGAGGCUGUCGUCGUAGAAGCGGUCGCUGCCGUCGCCUCGCGGCCCGCGGCUCGCGGAAGGGCAGGCAAACGGGGAACAGUGGAAACGGCUGAUGUUCCAGAGGAAGUGCCCGCAGAGGAAGAGGAGGAAGAAAAGGUCCAGCCCAAAAAGGGAAGAGUCUCAAAAAAGACCAAGUCUACACCCAAAGACCAGGAAUCCUCAAGUCCAUUGGAGGACGAGGUGACUGUUACUCCUGAGAUUCCAACCACAGCGCUUGUGGUCAAGGCCACUCGUGGCAGGAAAGCCGCUGUCGCAGCCGCUCCCGAGAAGGCGGUCCCCGUGGUCGCGGCCAAAAGAAACGUGUCCAAGGGCCAGAGCAAAGCUGAAGAGGAGGAUCUCUCAGUGCCUGUGAAGCGCACCAGGAGAGGCACCAAGGUUUUAUAGGCAGCUCAACCAGUUUACUACCUUUUCUAUUCUAUUAUAACAGUUCACUGGUAGUCUGCAGAAUGUGCUUUUGUCUUAAUGUUGUUGUUUUUUCAUACAUGUAUAUUGCUUUUUGAUUUUAUCUAAUGAUUCUUUUUUAGUUUUGUGAGAAACGUUUUUAAAAUAAAUUACAAUUUCAAAGAUUG